CAGCGAAGAGAAAACAGGCCGUGCAUUUGAGCACCAGCGGCGGCGAUAAUGAAGGAAAUGGGCAGACCGAGGGCGGUGGAGCCUAUCACCAGGGAGUACACAAUCAAUCUACACAAACGCCUCCAUGGAUGUACCUUCAAGAAGAAGGCACCUAAGGCCAUUAAGGAGAUUAGGAGAUUUGCCCAGAAGGUCAUGUGGACUUCAGACGUUCGGGUUGAUGUGAAGCUGAACAAGCACAUUUGGAGCCGUGGGAUUCGAAGCGUGCCCAGGAGGAUUCGUGUUCGUAUUGAAAGAAAGAGGAAUGAUGACGAUGAUGCCAAAGAGGAGAUGUACUCUCUUGUGACAGUUGCCGAGAUUCCUGAAGCAGGGUUGAAGGGGUUGGGCACUCAAGUCAUUGAUGAUGACGAUUGAGUGUUUUUCUUUUUUUCAUUUCUCCUUUUUUUCGAGGUUAUUUUUGUUAUUCAGAUUGUUAUGUGGCUUUUCUAGGUUUUAGAGAGAGAUUGUGUAGAGGAUGCUAUCCUAUUUCAGUUUGUUUCGAAAUGGGUAUAUUCUUGUUUGAGUGCACUUCCGUUUUUGUAGCUUGUGUUUUGGUAUACUUUUGUUAUUAGAUGGAAGCAUUUCUUCAUUGUUUGGUGGAAGCAGUUAUUUAUAGACAUGGAUUACUUGCUGGUUUUGAAUUUGGAAAACAUGUAUAUUGCCUGUGAAAGUUGAAAGUAGUAGGGGAUGAUAUUUUUCAUUGUGGUGAUUUGUGGACCCUUGAUAAUUGUUGAGGGUGAAUGCUAAAUAUUUUAUCGGUCAGGAUGCCUCAUGGUUUCA
This is a messenger RNA of Striga asiatica, 816 nucleotides long. The record is from the annotation of a GenBank genome assembly. Lineage: Eukaryota; Viridiplantae; Streptophyta; Magnoliopsida; Lamiales; Orobanchaceae.